Molecule: messenger RNA, 6213 nt
Organism: Glarea lozoyensis ATCC 20868
Lineage: Eukaryota; Fungi; Ascomycota; Leotiomycetes; Helotiales; Helotiaceae
Product: FMN-linked oxidoreductase
Exons: 7
Coding region: 1-6213 (2070 amino acids)
Molecular function (GO): glutamate synthase (NADH) activity; iron-sulfur cluster binding; FMN binding
Source: RefSeq, a predicted model, not a curated record
AUGGCAAAAGUCGACGAUUUCAACGAUAGACAAGACGAAAUCGACGCUCAGAACGAGCCAUAUCAUCCUUAUGAAUAUCAGACGGAGGAAAAUGAGUCGUGGGCAGGCGCCCUGCCUGUGAAGCAAGGUCUAUAUGAUCCUGGGCUUGAAAAGGAUGCAUGCGGAGUAGGAUUUGCAUGUAACAUCAAGGGCAAGGCGAGCCACAAGAUUGUCAGCGAUGCGCGAAACCUCCUCUGUAACAUGACCCAUCGGGGUGCGGUGGGUUCCGAUGCACGAGAUGGAGAUGGGGCGGGAGUUAUGACUUCGAUUCCUCACAAGUUUUUCAUCAAGAAUUUCGAGCGCGAACAGGAUAUCAAGCUUCCUCCAUUGGGGCAAUAUGCGGUGGGAAAUCUCUUCUUCAAACCAGAUGAGGAAACUCUGCAAGAAUCAAAGAGACAAUUGGAAGAGAUCUCUGAAUCUCUAGGCUUGAGAGUUUUGGGAUGGCGAGAGCCUCCCAAGGAUUCCACUCUUCUUGGUCCCGCUGCUGCUUCCCGUGAGCCUAUUAUUUUGCAGCCAUUCGUUGUGCUAGCAUCUGCAUAUGGCUAUGGCAAAUCGCCAGAGACUACAGACCCCCAACAUUUUGAUGAGAAAUAUUUCGAAAGACAGCUCUACGUAUUGCGAAAGCGUGCCACCCAUACCAUAGGACUUCACAACUGGUUUUAUUUGUGUUCGCUUUCUAACAAGAAUAUCGUUUACAAAGGCCAGUUGGCCCCCGUCCAGGUUUAUCAAUACUAUUAUGAUUUGGUAAAUGCCGACUACGAAGCCCACUUUGCCCUCGUCCACUCCCGGUUCUCGACGAAUACCUUUCCGUCCUGGGACCGUGCUCAACCACUGCGUUGGGCAGCACACAAUGGUGAAAUCAAUACCCUACGGGGUAAUAAGAACUGGAUGCGCGCUCGUGAGGGUGUUAUGCGGUCUGACGUUUUUGGCGAUGAGAUGGAACAGCUCUAUCCGAUUGUUGAAGAUGGAGGCUCUGACUCUGCUGCGUUCGAUAAUGUUCUCGAGUUGCUGACCAUCAAUGGUGUUUUAUCUUUGCCAGAAGCUGUCAUGCUUAUGGUUCCAGAAGCAUGGCAAGACAACGCGGCAAUGGACCCAGCAAAAGCUGCAUUCUAUGAAUGGGCUGCAUGCCAAAUGGAGCCUUGGGAUGGACCCGCACUUUUCACAUUUGCUGAUGGCAGAUACUGCGGUGCAAACUUGGACCGAAAUGGUCUCCGACCUUGCAGAUACUAUGUGAUGGAUGAUGACAGAAUCAUUUGUGCGUCUGAAGUUGGUACCAUUCAGGUUGAUCCAGAGAGAGUUAUCCUUAAAGGUCGUCUUCAGCCAGGAAAGAUGCUGCUUGUGGAUACCCUCGCUGGUCGCAUCAUUGAUGAUUCCGAACUCAAGAGCAAAGUCGCCAACAGGCACAACUUCCGAAACUGGCUAGAGAAGGAGUUGAUUAGCUUGCCAAAGGUUCACGAGACCCUCAUUACCCGUGGCUCCGUUGAUCUUGCGGCAAAGCCUGAUACUGCUACAAUCCAAGAGGAUGCUCUGCUGAAGGCGUUCGGCUACUCUUUCGAGCAGGUCAGUUUGUUGUUGGGACCAAUGGCAUCUGACGAAAAGGAGGCACUUGGAUCUAUGGGCAAUGAUGCGCCUUUGGCAUGCUUAGCACAAGCUCCGAGACUGCUUUACGAAUACUUCAGACAGCUCUUCGCACAAGUCACCAAUCCUCCAAUCGAUCCCAUUCGAGAGGCCAUUGUCAUGUCCUUGGAAUGUUAUGUCGGUCCUCAAGGUAAUCUUCUGGAGAUGGACUCUUCCCAGUGCGCACGAUUGUUACUGCCAACCCCAGUGUUGUCAAUUCCUGAGUUUAACGCGCUGAAGAACAUUAACAAGCUACACUCUAGCUGGACCGUGAAGGUUAUUGACUUGACUUUCCCUAAGUCUGAAGGCGUCCAGGGUUACAUCAACCAUCUUGACUACAUCUGCGACCAAGCCACAGCCGCGAUCGAGAACAAGGACCGUAUCAUUAUCCUCUCUGACCGAGCAACGUCCGCCGAUCGUGUCCCGGUAUCUGCUCUCCUUGCCUCCGGUAUGGUUCAUCAUCACUUGGUGAACAACAAGUGGCGAUCUCUUGCUGCAUUGGUUCUAGAGACCGCCGAAGCUCGUGAGGUUCAUCACAUGUGCGUGUUGUUGGGAUAUGGUGCUGAUGCAAUCAAUCCAUAUCUUGCCAUGGAAUGUAUCUUGAAGCUGAACCGCGAGGGUCUCAUCAGGAAGAAGCUUAGUGAUGAUGAUUUGAUUCGUAACUACAAGUACUCUGCUGACGGUGGUAUUCUCAAAGUCAUGAGUAAGAUGGGCAUUUCCACGCUUGCCAGUUAUAAGGGCGCCCAAAUUUUUGAAGCUCUUGGAGUUGAUGACACUGUUGUUGACCGAUGCUUCAAAGGGACAGCAACAAGAAUUAAGGGUAUCACCUUUGAGCUCAUUGCCGAGGAUGCCUUCCGAUUUCACGAAAAGGGAUUCCCGUCCCGCUACACUGUCAGCAUCCCUGGUCUUGUAGAAUCAGGUGAGUAUCAUUGGCGGGAUGGUGGAGAGCCGCACAUCAACGAUCCUACUUCAAUUGCCAACAUUCAAGACGCCGUUCGUACCAAGAACGAUAAGUCAUACGAGGCAUACUCACUUUCUGAGUACGAGCAGAUCAAAGCCUGCACUCUCCGCGGGCUGCUUGAUUUCAAUUUCGAAGAUAGCUCCCCUGUGCCGAUCGAUCAGGUCGAGCCAUGGACCGAAAUCGUCCGCAGAUUCUGCACUGGUGCCAUGUCUUACGGUUCCAUCUCUAUGGAGUCUCACUCCACGCUUGCUGUAGCUAUGAACCGUCUUGGUGGCAAGUCGAACACCGGUGAAGGUGGUGAAGAUCCUGAACGUUCUGAGAGGAUGACGAAUGGAGAUACCAUGAGAUCAGCGAUUAAGCAGGUCGCUUCGGGUCGAUUCGGAGUUACAUCCAACUAUUUGGCUGAUUCGGAUGAGAUUCAGAUCAAGAUGGCCCAGGGCGCCAAGCCUGGAGAGGGAGGUGAGCUUCCCGGUCACAAAGUAUCAAAGUCUAUUGCGCGUACACGUCACUCGACCCCAGGCGUUGGUCUCAUCUCGCCACCACCUCACCACGAUAUUUACUCUAUCGAGGAUUUGAAGCAAUUGAUCUAUGAUCUAAAGUGCUCCAACCCACGUGCUAGAGUAUCUGUCAAGCUUGUCUCUGAGACUGGUGUCGGUAUUGUUGCUUCUGGUAGAGAUGUUGCAAUCGCCUGUCUUCUCGGUGCUGAGGAGUGGGGCUUUGCUACGACUCCUCUUAUUGCUAUGGGCUGUAUUAUGAUGAGGAAGUGCCACCUUAACACAUGUCCUGUCGGUAUUGCUACCCAAGAUCCUGAACUUCGAAAGAAGUUCACGGGUACCCCAGAGCACGUCAUCAACUUCUUCUAUUAUAUCGCCAAUGAGUUGCGUGCGAUCAUGGCAAAGCUUGGUUUCAGAACUAUCAACGAGAUGGUUGGCCACGCCGAGAAGUUGAGAGUCCGCGAAGAUCUUCGUACCAACAAGACUCAAAACAUCGACCUGUCUCUUAUUCUCACCCCAGCACACAAGCUCCGUCCUGGUGUUGCUACGUUCAAUGUCCGCAAACAAGAUCACCGACUUUAUGUCAGAUUGGACAACAAACUCAUCUCUGAAGCGGAGUUGACUCUUGAUAAGGGGCUUCCAUCACGGAUUGAGUGUGACAUUGUUAAUACAGACCGAGCUAUGGGCACAUCACUUUCGUACCAAAUCUCUAAGCGAUAUGGUGAGGAUGGUCUACCAAUGGAUACGGUGCAUGUCAACAUCAAGGGCUCUGCUGGACAAUCUUUCGGCGCUUUCUGUGCCCCUGGAGUUACGCUUGAGCUUGAAGGUGACGCCAAUGACUACGUCGGAAAGGGUUUGUCUGGAGGACGUCUCAUCGUCUACCCACCACGUGCCGCUGUCUUCAAGGCUGAAGAGAACGUCAUUGUCGGAAACGUCUGCUUAUACGGAGCGACGAGUGGAACCUGCUUCUUCCGUGGUAUCGCCGCCGAGAGAUUUGCUGUCCGUAACUCAGGUGCUAUCGCUGUUGUUGAAGGUGUAGGAGAUCACGGAUGUGAGUACAUGACUGGUGGUCGUGUCCUCAUUCUUGGAAGCACUGGACGCAACUUCGCUGCCGGUAUGUCUGGUGGUAUUGCCUACAUUCUCGAUAUCCAGCAAGAUUUCAUGUCCAAACUCAACCCCGAAAUGGUUGAGGCUUCUGGUAUCGAUGAUCCUACUGAAAUAGCCUACGUCCGUAGCUUGAUCGAGGAUCACCAUCAUUACACGGGUUCCGAGCUGGCAGCACGUAUUCUUCUCGACUUCAACCGAGCACUUCCUCGCUUUGUCAAGGUUCUUCCUGUCGACUACAAACGCGUUUUGGCGGAAGAAGCUGCCAAGGCUGCUGAGCUAAAGCGAGCUGAAUUCCAAAUGCCGUUCCUUCCUGGAAAUCCUCAAUUGGAAAAGCCGAAGGAACAUAAGAAGAAAUCGGAUCUCCAAGAUAUCGAAGAGACCAUUGGUGACGCAGCCAAGGAAAAAAAGAGAUCUCUUGUGCUGGACAAGACAAAGGGCUUCAUGAAGUAUCAACGCCGAUCAGAGAAAUACCGCAACGCCAAGACCAGAACCCGUGAUUGGGCCGAGCUGUCCAAGCGUCUUGAUGAAGAUGAACUCAAGUACCAAGCUGCUCGUUGCAUGGACUGUGGUGUUCCAUUCUGUCAGUCCGACUCUGGAUGUCCAAUCUCCAACAUCAUUCCAAAAUGGAAUGAAUUGGUCUUUCAAAAUCAAUGGAGAGAUGCUCUCAACCGAUUGUUAAUGACCAACAAUUUCCCUGAGUUCACCGGACGUGUUUGCCCAGCUCCUUGCGAGGGUGCUUGUGUUCUCGGCAUCAACGAAGAUCCAGUCGGUAUCAAGUCCAUUGAGUGCGCUAUUAUUGAUCGAGGAUUCGACAUGGGAUGGAUGAUUCCACAACCACCAAAGGUUCGGACUGGAAAGACUGUUGCCGUCAUAGGAUCGGGUCCUGCAGGUUUGGCAUGUGCGGACCAGUUGAACAAAGCUGGUCAUCAAGUCACUGUUUACGAACGUGCUGACCGCUGCGGUGGUCUUCUCAUGUACGGAAUUCCCAACAUGAAACUUGACAAGAAGAUUGUCAAGCGUCGUACAGACUUUAUGGCCGCUGAGGGUAUUGAGUUCAAGACCGGUGUUGCAAUUGGUCAAGACAUUACUCUCAUGGAUCUGAAGGCAGAGAACGAUGCCGUUGUCAUUGCCACUGGAGCCACAGUUGCUCGCGAUCUUCCGAUCAAGAACCGAGGUCUCGAGGGCAUCCACUUCGCUAUGCAAUUCUUGCACAAGAACACGAAGUCUCUCCUUGACUCCGAGCUCGAUGAUGGUGAGUUCAUCUCUGCCAAGGGUAAGAACGUCGUUGUCAUUGGUGGUGGCGAUACUGGAAAUGAUUGUAUCGGUACCUCCGUUCGUCAUGGCGCAAAGUCGGUCACCAACUUCGAAUUGCUACCACAGCCACCCAAUGAGCGUGCUCGUGAUAACCCAUGGCCACAAUGGCCAAGAAUCUACCGUGUCGACUACGGUCACACCGAAGUGAAGCAACAUAUGGGCAACGAUCCUCGUGAGUACUGUGUUAUGUCUGAGGAGUUCGUAGACGAUGGUGAGGGCAAGGUUAAAGGUAUCAACACUAUCCGAGUCGAGUGGACCAAGUCUUCCACUGGAGGCUGGGACAUGAAGAAGAUUGAAGGUUCUCAACAGUUCUUCCCUGCCGAGCUCGUACUUUUGUCCAUGGGUUUCUUGGGUCCUGAGGAUCGUGUCCUUGGAGAGGAGGUUGAGAAAGAUGCUCGCAAGAACGUCAAGACACCACCUGGAAAGUACCACACCAACGUUGAGGGUGUCUUUGCUGCUGGUGAUUGUCGUCGUGGACAAUCCUUGAUUGUUUGGGGUAUUAAUGAAGGUCGUCAGUCCGCUCGCGAAGUUGAUCUUUACCUAGAGAAGUCCACUCUUCUUCCUAUCACCGGGGGAAUUGUUAAGCGUACCGCCAACGAAAUUCUUGGUAAGCAACUCUCUCACGAGGUGAAAGGACGUGCAGAGCGCGCUCCUAUCCAAGUUGCAGCCGCAGCAUCUUGA